AUGAAUUCAGAAGCAGUACCGUCGUCUAGUGUGCGUCGACCCGAUGACAAGGGGAAGAGAAAACGGCUUCAGUCGCCCUCCCAAGACCUAAUGUCUAAAAAGUCCAGGGACGUGAAAAUCCCCCAGAGGCAGUCAGCUAGAAUCAAUUCACUCAAGGAAAAGGAUAAUCCGCUCGAUCUCGGUGACACAUUGCCUACGGAAACAUCAUCUCAAUAUCCACAAGUCCCUGUGGAGCCUCGUGGUGCAGCACCGCGCCCUACCGAAGAAAGUGCGACGAAUCAUCGUGAUAGCGCAUUCGAUGACCUUGGUAACUUCAGGAAGUUCCUACGUGACUCUCGUGACGAGGCAGAGCUUGCCGUGUAUCUUGGACUUCAGCACAAACACGACCUCAGACAUUUUGCUUUGUCCUGGCCGGUCAUUAAGACCUGGAUCAGGGCACCACAUAAGGAGACAGCGUCACUGAAAGUUGAGAUAAACCAUCUUAUUCAGGAUGGUAAAGAAUUAUCCUGCAUCGAAGACCCUUACGAAAUUUGGCCGCAACGCCCCCGGGAGUCGGAAGAGAACGUUUCGUUGAGAAUCACACAUAUCAUGGCAUGGCAUCUGGUCCAUAUGUCUAAGGAUAUAGAGGAGUACAUCAUGUCCAGUGAUUUGCAUAAUUUCCACCGCACAAGGAGAUAUCGCGGUGAACUAAGCGCGAUGUUGGAGCUCGAUAUCCCGCUGGAUAACGUUUGCCAUCCUCGUCCUCAGCUUAUAUCUUGGAGGAAUGAGCCGAAUGACAGAUUCGAUCGCUGCUGGAGAAUCCUGGGCUAUGUGUCAUGGAUUCCAUACAUGAUGUCCUGGGAAAAGGCCCUGUCAUUCUUCGUCUCUUCAGAAAACCAGGCUAUCAUAUACGACAGCAAGAUGCCGACAGGGACGAUACCAAGACCCAAUCAUCUUGGGCUCGCUCAGCAAUGCUACUCUUUAUCUCCUGAGGAGAGAACCAAUGCCCUUGCCCCAAUUCAAGUAAAGGUAACCUGGGACAGGAACCAAAACACACAGGGGAACAUGAAUCUGUUCCGCGUCCUCACGGGUAUAGCGCACGACGGGAGAGCGCUCCCACCAACAGAUCAAACGAUGACACAGGAUCCUCGAUUAUGCAGAACGGGUGCAUCUUUCCGGGACGUUAUUCGACAUAUGAUGUCUUGUGGAGGUUAUGGAUUGAACUUGUCUGAUAUGAAGUUGUCGUAUCGAGCGGAGACGGAUAAUUUUUACUAUCAGAUCGAUGCUUUCCGAUCCCAGUGGAAAGUACUACAUGGAGUAUUUACAGACUCGGCUAAUACGAAUUUUGUAAUUCGAGUACUUCUGGAUGUUCAUGACUACCGGAAUGGGGAGGUCUACGAAACGACUGAACUACCACCGGUAUAUUGA
Messenger RNA from Penicillium griseofulvum, 1407 nucleotides. RefSeq lists its product as uncharacterized. The transcript is spliced from 4 exons. The coding region runs from base 1 to 1407 and encodes 468 amino acids. The record is from RefSeq and is a predicted model, not a curated record. Lineage: Eukaryota; Fungi; Ascomycota; Eurotiomycetes; Eurotiales; Aspergillaceae.